Molecule: messenger RNA, 1731 nt
Organism: Athalia rosae (coleseed sawfly)
Lineage: Eukaryota; Metazoa; Arthropoda; Insecta; Hymenoptera; Athaliidae
Gene: eEF1delta
Product: probable elongation factor 1-delta
Exons: 9
Coding region: 208-1410 (400 amino acids)
Biological process (GO): translational elongation
Cellular component (GO): cytosol; eukaryotic translation elongation factor 1 complex
Molecular function (GO): translation elongation factor activity; guanyl-nucleotide exchange factor activity
Source: RefSeq, a predicted model, not a curated record
AUUGUCUGAAUGAUGAUAACGAACAGUUUGACUCAUUCUCCGUAUCCGGCACGAUCUCGUCUGCCAUCUAGCCGUCGUCACUGUCCCAUCUCUCAGUCUCUCCUUCGACGAAAUUCAGACCUGUUCGGCUCGGUGCCUUUUUAACAUCACCUGAGAAGCUCAAACAUCUUACAACUUGCAACUACCCAUAAUCAGGAUCGAAUAAAAAUGGCAACAACAGCUUUAGCCCAGGAGAAAGUUUGGGUCGAAAAAGCGGUGUACGACAAAGCGGAGUGCCAAUAUUUUGAAAGGCUGGCAAAGCCUGCGCAAUGUUACCAAGUGACCACUAAUACCGGUACUGGGAUUUGGACAAACUGCGACAAUCUGGUGGCUGCUGAUACCCAAAAUCAAAUAAUUCCCAAUCCAAUGUUGCAAGCUAUAUCGAAAAAAUCUAAAAAGAACAAGUCUCCAGUAACGGAAACUACUGAAAUCUUAAAUACAUUCGAAAAAAAGAUCGAAGAUGGUCAAAAUAAUGAAGACCCUAACGAAUUCAAACCCAAGGAAGCAAAAGAGAAAAAAAACAAGGCUGACAAAAAACACGGCAAUAAAAAAGAGCCGAAGAAACUUAUUAAAGAACAAAAAGAAUCUGAUUAUACAACUAAUUUGUCUGAGAAUAAGUUAAAGCCUGUCGCAGAUAAUUCGAUGGAAGGGGCACAAAGUUCAUGUUCGGUCGUACCUGCGCGCGGAACUCUGGCCAACGAAAUUGCCAAAGCUCGUCGGCACAUUAAACAGUCAUUGCAGUGUGUCAAUAGUAUUGCUUCAAUCGCCGGCAGUCCCACUCAAGAAUGUGUUUCACGAGUUGCUGUGUUGGAAAAGGAAAACCAGGAACUCCAAAAUAUUGUUGCCGAACUCAAGUCCGUCGUUGCAAAGCUGGAUGAGCGUGUUAAGAUUCUUGAAGACCGACCUUGGUUCGAUCCGAUGAGAAUCGCGAUUUGUCCACCUAAACCUCCUUCCCCUGUGCAAGCUGUUGAGGCCGACGAUGAGAAAGAUGAUGUCGAUUUAUUCGGCUCCGACUCUGAGGGUGAAGAUGAUGCUGCAGCUAAAUUGCGAGAGGAACGUGUAGCUGCAUAUGCCGCUAAAAAAUCAAAAAAGCCUGCUUUAAUUGCCAAAUCAAAUAUAAUACUCGAUGUAAAACCCUGGGACGAUGAAACAGACAUGAAGGCCAUGGAAGCAGAAGUCAGAAAAAUUGAAACCGAUGGCCUGCUUUGGGGGGCUGCAAAAUUGGUGCCACUAGCCUAUGGAAUCCGCAAGCUUCAGAUUUCCUGCGUAGUUGAAGAUGACAAAGUAUCCAUCGAUUGGCUGACAGAGCAGAUUGAAGCCAAUGAGGACUUUGUUCAAAGCGUUGAUAUAGCAGCGUUCAACAAAGUUUAAUACGCAUUGAAUUCAGCAUAUGUUAAAUGAUUUUAAAUCUAUCUAUAUUUGACUGAUACAGCGACGCAUGUUUGGUCACCAUACAGCAACUAUACACAAGGCAUGAAAAUCCCGUUACGGUAAUUCAUUGUCAUUCCACUAGCAAUAUCAUCGAUAUAUGAAAUGUUAAAUUAAGAAAUUUGUCAAAUGUCUGGUCCAUUAUAUCUGUAUUCAAGUCAUCGAGUCAAAGACGCAGAAAUUUGGUAAACAAUCGUCUUGACGCUGUUGAAAUCAUCUGGUUUUUAUUGUCAUUAUGUUGAAUAAACUGAAAACUUAGAUAAA